AUCACGUGGAACUGUCACUUGAUUGUGUUUAGGAUUAGCUGUAUACCUACAUAUAAGCAAUAUGUACAACGAAUUCCAGACAUCACAAGUCACAGUGGAGUUCAGUGAAUGCACUGCGCUCCACGCGUGAGCAUAUUUUUAAAUUAGCUAUUUCGUUCAGUACUCCUUUUAAUUAUAUUAUCGAGUAGUUAUUUAUGAUAUAUACAUAUCUAUGUGCAUGAAGAUGUACUUAAUCGCAUGAUCGGUGAUAGAGAUUAGAAAAAUCUGUAUAAGAGUACUUCUUAAUCACUUUUCGCGUUCAGUUGCCGCUUGGAUUCAGUGGAUAUGUAUUACUAAUAUGUGUAAAGGCUAUAUCAAAAGAAAUUAAGGAUUUUUUUAUUUUACACGUGUAUACACGUAUAUACAUGAUGGAGAACACAAACUUAAAAAAAUACCUUUCUAAUGAUAUUGUUUUUUGUAUGAUAAAUAAAAUGUUUAUAACAUUAGAUCCUGCUGAAGUAAAGAGAAGCAAUAUGUAUUUAGAGAUAGUUAGAGCUUUAGUACAGCUAAUGAGGAAUGAGGAUCCACUAUUUGCAAAAUCGUAUCAAGAAAUUAUUUAUUGUGGAAGUUUUUAUAAAGGUACAAAAGUUGGCAAACCAAAUGAAUACGACUUAAACAUUGUUUUGAAAUUUCCUAUUGAUUACCAAGGCAUAAGUCUUUCCUCGAAUCAACCAGGAUUUACUAAAAUACAUGUAACAAAUGCCUCAUUGACAAAGUUUUUAUUAAAGUAUGAUUCUUCAAAUCCUAUCAGAAAGAGUUUUCAGAAACUUAUUUCCCAAGAGUGCCUUGAUCCAGAUAAUGUUCGUCAAUGGAUUGAAGGAAUUUUAAGUAAAGUUUUUCAAACAUUACCAAAAAACGGAAAUAAAUAUACACUACAAAUGCAAAACAGAGAUGGUACCACUAGAAAAUUUAAAAUAAAAAAGAGCGGUCCAGCAUUUACUCUAAUAUUAAGUAUUUCUGAAGAAAGUGAAGAUAUACAUAUUGAUUUAGCUCCUGCAUUAGUUUUUCAGAAGUAUAAUAUUCAUGGAUCUUCUGUAAGAAUGAAUGAAAUUCAAACUUAUAAAAACAAAGUAUGGUAUGCGAUACCAUUACCUACAAACAAUAAUGAUUGGAAUGAAAAGCUACAUUGGAGAUUUAACUUUUGCCACCAGGAAAAUGAACUUCUUACAAGAUAUAGCCGUAUAAAACCUGUCAUACGUCAGAUGAAGAAACUGAGAGACACGCAAAACUGGAAGAGUAUUGCCAGUUAUUUUAUAGAAACGUUAUUCCUGCAUAAAUUGAUGAUGUUUGAAGAGGAUUUCGAUAGAAUACCUUUCACAUUAUUAUUUUUUAAAAUGUUGAAAGAACUUUAUAACGCUUGCAAUCAGUGCAGGAUUGAGUACUUUUGGGAUCUAAAAUAUAAUUUAUUACAAAAAAUUAAAGCAUCGGAAAUGUGUAACAUAACUUGUCGUUUAAACAGAAUCAUAAUGUUGAUUGAGAAGCAGAUAUCACCAAAUCCAUAUAUUAUAGCUGAACAUAUUUUGAACACAGAUGAGUUAAGACUACUACAACUAGAAUAUGACAGGAGACAAAAUAACAAUCAAGAUGUAGGUAGUCUUUGCACUAUAAUGUAA
This is a messenger RNA of Hylaeus anthracinus, 1652 nucleotides long. RefSeq names its product cyclic GMP-AMP synthase-like receptor (gene cGlr1). The record is from RefSeq and is a predicted model, not a curated record. The transcript is spliced from 9 exons. The coding region runs from base 405 to 1652 and encodes 415 amino acids. NCBI's taxonomy places the organism in Eukaryota, Metazoa, Arthropoda, Insecta, Hymenoptera, Colletidae.